CACGUUCAAAAACAUCAUUCCUUCAUUCUCAUAUCAAAGCAUUCAACUUCUUUUGGCGCGACAGUAGAAUCAGUCACUGGAUCCCAUCAAUGUCUCAUUUACAUGAAAGUCAAGUUGUUCCAUGGUGCACUGAGGCACUCAAUAACCCAAAUCGAUUUGCUGAGAUCUACACCACCCUGGCUAAACGUGAAGGCGAACGAGCUGUGAACCAGAAAAAAUCCAAGAAAACUGCAUACCAGGUCGAUUCGGCUUCUACACCUGAUAACAAACAUAGAAAUCGAUGUGUGUCUAUUCUCUGAUCUUGAAACUGUAGUUUCACUUACGGGUCGUAACUCAACAAUAUAUGAUAUCAAUCUUUAGAUUGCAAUAUCUUACCCUACGAUUCAUGCCGGGUUCACAUUCCCAAAAGUAUUUGUCGCAGUGAUUAUAUUAAUGCAAAUUGGAUCAACGAGCCCGGUUUUGAUCCUUCGGUUCAACUCCAGGACAACCCUGCUGGCGAUGAAUAUAGUCCAAGGCGCUGGAUUGCAUCUCAGGGACCUACACGCGAGACUCGAUACGAAUUUCUGUCACUAUUCCUGCACCCUGAUCCGGCCUCAAGACCCCGCACAAUCAUUCAACUCACUGCCUGUCAAGAAGGUCACAGAGAAAAAUCGGCUCCUUAUGUGCCUAGCAAAAUCGGAGAAACCAUCGAAUUUUCCGCUUGUUAUCCUUUCCCCAGGCAGAACGCCGGAGAGAAUGAGCGACCACGUUGGAAGACUGUAGACUCUCAUAAUGAUCCCGAUGGGUUGACUUACCCAUCCAUCAGCGUCACACUAGAAGAAUCUGUCUUGGGUCCAUCGUACCUCGAAAACGGCGUUGCACAUACGGCCAACUCUACUUCGGAAAGUUUCUACAAAAAGAAUGUCUUGAAGAUCACCCUUGGACGAGGUGAGGCCGAUGACUCCUCAGCCAGUUCUGAAGCAUCUUUGCUCCCUCAAUGUCGUGUGACGCACUUUGAAUGUGUGGACUGGCCAGACCAUGGUACGCCCGAAGAGGUCGAACCGAUCAUCGAGCUUAUCAAUGCAGCUCAACUGGAGUCUCACGAGGCAAUAACAGCUUCGACCAUGACAAGUGCUCAACCAUUUCAGACUCACUUGGUUCCUCUUCUUGUACAUUGCUCUGCCGGCGUUGGUCGAACCGGCACCUUGAUUGCGAUUGCAAGUUGUAUGCGACGAAUAAACCUCUUGAGAAAGUCUUGUUCAGGAUUUGGCGCCUUAACUCCUCAACAGAAGGCGGCCAGACUAUCUGAUCAAUCUCAGCUCGGUCAAGUUGGGCUGCCUGGAGUGAGGUUACCUAGCCUACCAUCAGGUUUAGAUCAUGACUUGGUAGCCCGGACUGUUGAUCAUUUAAGGGAACAACGGGUUUGCAUGGUCCAGACCGACAGUCAACUUGCUUACAUCUAUAAAGCGGUAGCUAGUGUUUUAGGCUCAGUCAUAUACCAGAUGUAA
Messenger RNA from Melampsora larici-populina 98AG31, 1487 nucleotides. RefSeq lists its product as uncharacterized. Gene Ontology annotation, molecular function: protein tyrosine phosphatase activity. Gene Ontology annotation, biological process: protein dephosphorylation. Bases 1104 to 1487 code for a protein of 127 amino acids. NCBI's taxonomy places the organism in Eukaryota, Fungi, Basidiomycota, Pucciniomycetes, Pucciniales, Melampsoraceae. The transcript is spliced from 4 exons. The record is from RefSeq and is a predicted model, not a curated record.